AUGGCCUCAUUGAUACUAUGGGACGAGGCCACCAUGACUAAGCGACAGGCGGUCGAGGCACUUGACAACAGCAUGCGCGACAUCAUGGGAAGACGGGACCGACCCUUUGGAGGAAAAAUUGUUGUGUUUGGCGGGGACUUCAGGCAGGUGCUUCCGGUCGUCAGGAGGGGGUCCCGGGGUCAGAUAAUCGAUGCAACCCUUCGAAGUUCACACCUCUGGAAGGGUAUGCGCCAGCUAUGGCUCGUCACCAACAUGAGGGCUCAUAAUGACACCUGGUUUGCGGAUUACUUGCUAAGGGUAGGCAAUGGCACUGAGGAAGUUGACGAUCAAGGAAACAUACGACUCCCUGAAGAUAUUUGUGUGCCGUCUACAGGCGAGGGUGAUGACCUGGAGAAGUUGAUUGACCAUGUGUUUCCCAGACUAGAUGACAACAUGUCCGAUCCGAAUUACAUGACUUCACGCGCAAUCCUCUCCACCACGAACGACAACGUCGACAAGAUAAACAUACGCAUGGUAGAGCGUUUUCGGGGAGAAGAAGUAAUCUACCAUAGCUUUGACAGUGCAGAAGACGACCCGUAUGGCUACUACGCUCCCGAGUUCCUAAAUGGAUUGACUCCCAACGGUCUGCCUCCGCAUGCACUCAAACUGAAGCUCAACUGCCCCGUCAUACUUCUGAGGAACAUUGAUCCGGCUAAUGGUCUGUGUAACGGGACGAGGCUUGUGGUGCGAGGUUUCGAGAGGAACGCCAUCGACGCAGAAAUCUUCAAGAGGAAGCAAUUUCCUGUAAGGCUUAGCUUUGCUAUGACGAUUAACAAGGCUCAAGGCCAGACGAUUCCGAUUGUUGGCGUGUACCUACCUAAUCCUGUGUUCUCUCAUGGUCAACUCUAUGUCGCACUGUCUCGAGCCACCGCAAAGAGAAACAUAAAGAUCCUCAUUGAGAAGGAGAAGGAGAAGGAGAAUGCCAAGAAGCAAAGCGGUAAACCUAAGAAGCGAAAAAGACCUGCCUUGUCCUUACAAACCUCGAUGAAGAACAUCGUCUAUAAGGAAGUCCUUACAGGCUGA
Aegilops tauschii subsp. strangulata is the source of this 1062-nucleotide messenger RNA. RefSeq lists its product as uncharacterized. NCBI's taxonomy places the organism in Eukaryota, Viridiplantae, Streptophyta, Magnoliopsida, Poales, Poaceae. The record is from RefSeq and is a predicted model, not a curated record. Gene Ontology annotation, biological process: DNA repair; telomere maintenance. Gene Ontology annotation, molecular function: DNA helicase activity.